AUGUUAAGAGGAGCUAAAAAUAUGAAAGCCAAGCAAGGGAUCAUGUGGUCCCGCGCCACUCGAUCAGCCUCGUACACGAGCAUUGCACCGAAAAAGCCGUGGAGCCAAAAGCCUAGUCAUCAGUUGUUAUCGGCUGACAUCACCAGCCCUAGAUUCUUGCUUCAGUCGAGGUUUUCAAGUUCGGAAAGCAGUCUAAAUGACUGUAAAAUCGAGCUCCAGAAGCUCAAUAACGCGCUCAAGCAUGUUCAAGACGUACUAGCGAAAGGGGUCGAAACCAAAAAGCCUUAUGAAUCUCCACUUUUGGCUCGGGCCGCGAGUUAUCGAGAAGAGUUCUUGUCGAGGAUUGUGUCGUUCGAGGGAAUAAACGAAACUACAAAGGAGACGUGGGACAAAUUUCCUUAUUACAUCAAUGAGCACGAUAAAAACCUUCUUGUUGAGCACUUGACCGCGCGUUUAAAGGAGAACAAGUGUAGCAAAGACUUUGGCCAACGAGGGGAGGUGCGUGAAGUUAAAGGUGACAGAGUAGCCGUUAUUUUCUAUGAAAAUGGUGAAAGUGAUGGGAAAAGCUCAGAACCACCAGUUCAUUGGCUUGCUGCAAAGCACAUCCAACGUGAUACAGAUGCUCAAACUCAUGAUUGUUACCUUGCUAUGGAUGUGCUCUUUGAGGUUCUGGAGUCUCAUCCAUCUAUAAUGGUCUAUUUUCCGGACUCUUUUAGCUGGUUGCCAGAGAGAUCUUACUGGAGCUACUAUAGAGCCCGUAAGGAGUUUUUUGGGAAGGUGAAAGAGAUGUUUGACCAAUUAUCAGAACGUAAGGUUUUGAUUUACGGACAAAACAAAUCAGUGCCUGGAUCAAAGGAACUUGAGCUCAUUUUGAACGAUGUAAAUGAGGAUGUAAAUGAGGAUUGGCGUAGACGAGAAGAAGAGGAGGAAGUGCGCAAGCUAUUUCCCAACAUUAUAAGUAUAGUACCCCCAAAGGACAAAAAUCUCGUGAAGAAAUUGGGUUCACAGAUUCUAAAAGAUGAGAAAAAGAUGAUUUCUAGAAGAAAUAUAAGUGCAAUGCAGAAGGUUCUCAAGGAGCAUGAUUUGGCAUGCAAGGACCUGGAGCUUGUACACUCCAAUGGUCUGAAAUUGAAUAGACAAGAUGUGGAUAAGAUUGUUGCUUGGGCGACGAAUCAUCACCUCUCAUCAUGCCAUGCUCCUUCUGUUAAGAACGGCCAGUUGCAUAUGCCUAGAUCAAGCUUUGAACACGCCAUUUUGAGAUUGAAGGAAUCCGAAAACAAGUUUUCUAAGUCUCCUAUGGAGCUUGCCAGUGGGCAGUAUGAGAAAAGCUUUCUUUCUUGUGUAAUAUCUCCGGAUGAUAUUGGUGUCAAGUUUGAUGAUGUCGGUGCCCUUGACGUAGUGAAAAAGGCGUUGAAUGAAACUGUCAUUCUUCCAUUGAAGAGGCCUGAGCUUUUCUCCCGUGGGAACUUGCUUCGGCCUUGCAAAGGGAUGCUGCUUUUUGGUCCCCCUGGAACUGGAAAAACCCUUAUAGCAAAGGCUCUGGCUACCGAAGCUGGGGCCCAUUUCAUCAAUGUUACUCCCUCAUCCCUUGGAUCUAAGUGGUAUGGGGAAUCCGAAAAUCUUACGAAGGCACUAUUCACCUUGGCUGUCAAGUUGGCUCCUACAAUUAUUUUUGUGGAUGAGAUUGAUGCUUUGCUUGGGGCUCGUGGUAAAUAUUAUGAGGGUGAGGCUUCCAGAAAAGUGAAGAAUGAGUUUAUGUCAGCUUGGGAUGGAUUAGCUUCAAAUGACAGCCAAAGAAUACUUGUCCUUGGUGCUUCAAAUAGGCCCUUUGACCUUGAUGAUGCUGUCAUUCGCCGCAUGCCAAGAAGGAUUCAUGUUGACCUACCAGAUGUGAAAAAUAGAGUGAGAAUACUGGACGUACUUCUUGGCAAAGAGGCUCUGGAAUCUGGGUUUGAUAUUAAAAAACUCGCAGAGUCUACUGAAGGGUAUUCCGGGAGCGACUUAAAGAAUUUGUGCGUGGCUGCUGCAUAUAUACCCGUCCAAGAACUACUUGAACAAGAAAGCAAGGGACUUGUUUGUGAUCCAGUUGACGUUGUUCCAAAGCUGAGGCCGCUUAAGCUCGAUGAUUUCAUUCACUCAAAAGCCAAGGUGAGACCAUCAGUUUCCUAUGACUCGACUAGCCUGAAGGAACUACAAGACUGGAACGAUCAAUAUGGUGAGGGAGAAGGAACGAACAGGGCUUGUCUGAAAAAUCUUGCUACGAAUUCUUACGAGAGAUCGUUUAUUUCGGGGCUCGUCAGCCCCGACGAGAUUAGAGUCGAGUUUAAGGAUGUUGGUGCCCUUGAAGACCCUUGCAAAGGGAUGCUGCUUUUUGGUCCCCCUGGAACUGGAAAAACACUUAUAGCAAAGGCUCUGGCUACCGAAGCAGGGGCCCACUUCAUCAAUGUUACUCCUUCAUCACUUACAUCUAAGGUAGGAGAAGCAAACAAAUUGAUGCUUUGCUUGGUGCACGUGGUCAGCGUUAUGAGCAUGAGGCAACCAGAAAACUUCGGAAUGAGUUUAUGUCAGCUUGGGAUGGAUUAA
Messenger RNA from Striga hermonthica, 2583 nucleotides. NCBI's taxonomy places the organism in Eukaryota, Viridiplantae, Streptophyta, Magnoliopsida, Lamiales, Orobanchaceae. The record is from the annotation of a GenBank genome assembly.